AUGGCUGCGGCCGAAUCGCAUGUCUUUGGUACGCGGCGCUGUGUGGCGGUGAAAGUCACAUCGUGUGUUCUUAUUGAUAUUCUGAGAGAACAAUUCAUGAUGAAUAUUGCAGAAUUCGCCAAAUUUUUAGAAACAUAUAGUGGAAGAGACAAAGUUAUUAGAUUAUUAUGUUAUAGUGCAAAGUUGGGAGCUGGUGUGUCAUCUUCACCUGUUAGAGCUCAGAAAUUGGAUAAAUUCAGUAGUCAGUUGAGUGCUUGUAGGGCCCUAUUAAGAUUGUUCGAUGACAUUCCUAUGUUAAAUUGUACCCUAACUUACGGUUUAGGAAGAAAGGAAAAAGAUAAUGUCUUGAGGUUCUUGGAUCUUACUUCAAAUGUAAUUGACCAGGCCUAUUUUCCCAUAGAACAUGUUGCCUGGGCUAUUGAGAAUGAUUUUAUGUCUGUGAAGAGUAAUCCUUGGUCUACCAGUAGCACUGUAUUUUGGGUUAUAUCUAUAUAUUUGUCUUUAAUGAGAAAUAUUAGAUGCUUAAUGGUUCUGCAAUAUCAUAAGAAAUGUCUGAAAGGAGUGGAUUGCAAUGGGAGCACAGCCAUGCCACAACUUCUGAUUCAGCAGCAGAAUUACUUGUUAUCUACUUUCAAGUGUAGCUUGGACUUGGUGCAUGCUGUCAACUGUCUUCCAGAAGGCUAUUUAUGGGGAGGAAAACUGUUGAAAUGGCAAGUUGGGGCUGUGGGUACUGUAUCUUCAGUAAUAGGACUUUAUAUGGCUUUAAAAAAGAAGUCCAGUUGAUGAUUGUUUCAAAUAGUUAAUUCAAUUCUAAAAACUGACAUUUUAAUUAUCUUAAGUGCUUUUUAAUAUCUUUUGCCUAAUGUUUCAAUGCCUUAAUUUCUUUUGAAUUUUUGACAUUAUUGUUUCACCUUUUCUGAAUUUAUCUGUUGCUCAUUUGUGUUUUGUGCUUGUUUCUUCUUUUUGAAUUUCUGAUGUAAGGUAAAUAAAAUUAGAGCAUGCAAAUCUGAAUUCUGAUAAAAAUUAAUCUAAUCAUUUUUGUGCCACCAUCAUAUUUGGAGCCAAAUAUUGACCAUGGGUUGUGAAUUUGGGUGCUAACCAGACUAGCAAUGUGAAGAGCAUGAUAGAAAUAAUUUUUAAGUCUCUGCAGGCUUUGUUUAUUGAAUUAGAGAAUCCACUUUUAAUCAUUUUCAAGGGAACAUUAUUGAAUUAUUAAACUGGAACAAUAAGUUCAUAAUUCAUAUAAAAUGGUUUUGGAGAAAGUAUUCUUAUUGUUUUUAACCCUUUUGUAUAGCUUUAAGAAUAUAAUUUGCAUUCUACUGAAAAAUACUACUUCUCUUCAGUAUUUGUUAUGAAAUCAGGGGUAAGAAUGACUUUUAUCGUAGCCCUAUAUCAAGAAAGGUAUUAGAAGAUUAAAAGUCAUUGUUUUGUGAAGAGCCGGUAUUUAGUAGAGAGCUAAUUAUUACAUAAUUAAGAAAUAUUACAUAACAGAGAAAAUAUGAUUUUCUUUCCCUGUAAAUAAUACACUGUUCAAAUUGCUAUAAUAAAACUGUGUUUCAAGGUUUCAUCAACAAGUUAUAUUUGUGCUGUGAAAUAUUGUAUUGUUUAUUAGUUUGUUUUAUAAUUUUUUGCAAUAUUCUUGAAUUUAUUAAAUUAGUGGUUUUAAGUGUGAGUAAAUUUUAUACAUGGCAAUGCAAUUCAUGGAGACUGCAGGAAAGUAAAAUGAAAAAUAGAAAGUAAUUUUUGUUUCAUUGCAGUUCUACCUCUUUGACAUUUCGAAGAAUAGCCAUGAAGUAAUUUUGAAAGUAAUUUUCUAAUUUGCAAUUGUUUUGUUAAAUACAACUCGUUAUAUCACAAUGUAUGUUCAGGAUAAUGGUAUACAUUUUUAAGGCUAGAAUUAAAAUAUUGUUAUAUAGACUCGUUUAUAAUGGUAUAUUAAGCUCUAGACAUUUUUGUGUGAAAUGAAAUUUGUAAUGUUCUAUAAAACCAAACCUUUUUAACUCUAUCAUAGUCACAAGCAGGCUAUAUCUUUGGCGGCAGCAAUGGUGUCACAGUUAGCGUAUUGGACCGUUAUACCCAAGUUCGCUGGCUCAAAUCCAAUCGUUUCGGAAAAAUUUUUAAUGGUGAGAAAAUCCUUCUUAUGCCUUCCUUUGGAGGGGAAGUAAAGCCAACUCUUCUAUAUUAGUUGAUUUACUGCAUGUAAAAGAUGAAGCCUCUGAGCUAAAUUCAAAUCGCCUGUUUCAUCACCCAAGAAAUACAACCUCUAGUGGGU
Messenger RNA from Gryllus bimaculatus (two-spotted cricket), 2272 nucleotides. The record is from the annotation of a GenBank genome assembly. Lineage: Eukaryota; Metazoa; Arthropoda; Insecta; Orthoptera; Gryllidae.